Messenger RNA from Eimeria acervulina, 1728 nucleotides. RefSeq names its product non-transmembrane antigen, putative. The transcript has 9 exons. NCBI's taxonomy places the organism in Eukaryota, Apicomplexa, Conoidasida, Eucoccidiorida, Eimeriidae. Gene Ontology annotation, biological process: ATP generation from poly-ADP-D-ribose; carbohydrate metabolic process; nucleotide-sugar metabolic process. The coding region runs from base 1 to 1728 and encodes 575 amino acids. Gene Ontology annotation, cellular component: nucleus; cytoplasm. Gene Ontology annotation, molecular function: poly(ADP-ribose) glycohydrolase activity. The record is from RefSeq and is a predicted model, not a curated record.
AUGUGUUCCAAAAAGGAGCUUGCUUCCCCCAAACGUCCUGGUCAAGAGCCAUGGAGUGGUUUGGGAGCCAGUGGCCACGAAGACGAGCGGUUAGGAUGCAUUCCAGCAGCUUUAGCUGGGGAAUCCCACCAGAGGCGAAUUCAAAAGAUCCUCUCAGGCAUUGAAGGCGGUGAUAUUCCUUCUAGCGCAUCAGAGUUUGAAGAUUUUUUUGUGGAUCUACUUCGAGCGGCAGGGAACUACCGUGGUGGUGGACAAUUGCGAAUACAGCGACUGACAACUUUUUUGGCGCACGACAGGGCGUUUUCCACGACUACAUUACCAUUCUUGGCGAGUGUUGCGAUGCGUAUACAGGUUCUCUUCCCACAGGGACUGAAGCACAUGACGAGGUUGAGGCAGUCGACUCAUUUGCGACGAAUUCAAGUACUUUGCUUGAUGGCUGCGAGUUUCUUCGGAAUAAUUCCUCAAAACCAGCGGAAGCUGUUGCGCGCCUGGGGUAGGUUGCGUCUCAAUGCGCUGGAUAUGCAUCACCGGGGGUUCCUUGAGCGGGAGCCGAAGCUCAAGGCUGCUCUGAUAUACUUCAAUAGCAUGAGGAAAACCAUGGGCACCUGCUGGCAGCAGAUGCUCAAGGACAGUGACUUCACACAGGCUAGGUGCACAGCUACCUGUUUGUGUCAAGAGAUCACAUUCGAUGGCAAGACACGAAAUGUUUCCCCCGCUGACGAAAUUAUCAGCUUUUACUUGCACACUCCGGCGGCCACCACUUUUGAGGGGCCGGAAGGAGAAAGUGUGUCUCGAGACGAAGUCGACGUCAAUACAAUCAUUACUCAGCCGCUUCCACUCCCAGACGCAACGGUCGAUAUUUAUGGAGAUAUCACGAAGAGCGAUGGAGACCUGCAGGUCGAUUUUGCAGACAUGUAUGUUGGGGGUCUAAGCAUGUGGGAAGGCCACGUUGCCCAGGAAGAACUGAUAUUUGCGCUGAGGCCCGAGUUACACGUGAUUAUGCUGUUCAUGAGCGCCAUGAAGGAUGAUGAGGCAGUUGUCGUGAAGGGCGCUGAGAGUUUCGUUCUGUAUUCAGGUUACGAAGGUACCUUUCAGGUGUUUCCUCCUGUGGUCCCCGUUGGCUCUCACUGGAGUAUCCAUGGCUACACUCCCUUGGAUUCGAUGGGACGACGCGAGACAACUGUAGUCGCUAUUGAUGCCAUCAUUGUUAAGAACGAAAGGGAGCAAUACUCCACCCCCAGCAUGAAGCGAGAGAUUCUCAAGGCAGCUCUUGGCUUUCAGGGCGACCCGUUUGAGGAUGCUAUUCAUGCAACAAGGGCUGGGGUAGCAACUGGGAAAUGGGGAUGCGUUAUAUUUGGCGGUGACAACGAACUGAAAACUCUUAUGCAGUGGAUUUCUGCCGCAGCUGCCGGGCGAGAGCUGCAUUACAAGGCAUUCGGGGACACGAGGUUAUCACACAUGCAGGUUACGCUGCAUGCGAUUCGUGAGAAGUUCCCCACCACUAGGGACCUCUUCGAAGCGAUCGUACAGAGCGUCCAGCAGAGGGAGGAGCGGCCUAACGGUUGUUGUAGCACAAUACUUUUGGCCAGUUCAGCCAUGGGCUCUAACAAUGAAUACGACCAACCCCGCGUGCCAACAGUGCUAGGCAGCGGGAUAUGUGCAAUUCCAAAUCCGGGUGGGAGGGCACAUCCAACAGGGGCUUGGGAAUCCUUACGUGACAGGUCGUAG